UUCUUUAUUUAGAAGGCAUCCAACGUAGUGGGGGUGCUAGCCCCGUACGCGACAGCAUGGUCUCUGAAAGCAUGCAGUCAGGCCAUGAAUUCGAUCCCAACGACCCAAGACUCACCCGUCUGAACAACCAUGCUCAAACACAGCAUCAUCGUUCAUCCGGCCUGUCCAGAGAAGCAUUCAAUGCUAAUGAAAAUGAUGGUGACCUACAAGAUCUGGGAAACUCUGAAUUAAGCUAUGAGAUGGUUGGAAAGGAAGGAGAAAUUGCUUCCAAUGUGCAGGAGGGAAUGCGUUCAGAGAUCGCCAAAUCAGAACGCAGUGCAUCUGUACAUAAUGCACAGGUAUGACUUACUUAUCUUGUCCGUUAGUGUAUCUGAUCGUGCACUUUGUAGGAUGAUUAUGUCGAGCCUGGACCAGAUGACGAACCAGGACCCAAAUUCGUCUCCGGCUCGUCAUUCGGAAAUCUGGGCCCUCCUCCGGAACACAUUUUUGGGCCGCCGCCACUUGCGCAGCCACAACCUCAGCCAGCGGUUCGUAGUUUCGCUUGUCCCUGUUGAUUACGCCACUGAACAUUUCCGAAGUGGUACACUAACGGCACACCCUCUCAUGCUGCGAAUAUUGCUCUUCCAGAGUCGGUAAUGAUGACGCCUCGUAGUCCGCCCAGGGCACCAUGGAGUCAGGCGAUACUCAGGCCUAUUGGCAGAGCUUCUGCAAUGACACCAAUGACAGGGGACGUAAAUAUUGAUGUCGAACCUCCGACCGACCCCAGUUAUCAUUCUUCAAAGCAACACUCUAGAGCCCCGUCACGACAUUCUAGGCGCUCGAGUGGCGGCAGACAAGAUGUUGUUAGCCCUCCCCCACAGAGUCAGGCCCAGCAGCAGCUCCCUGGCAUAACGGUGAACAUUAACCCAGAUGGGUCAACAACAAUCAGCAUCGUGAGUGUGCCCGAGUUCCUUCCCGUAGUCUUGUCUAAGUAGAACUCUUUUGAAAGCCCCGUGCCUCGCCGGCGGUUGAAAGGCCUCUUUCUGAGAGGACCCCAACGGAGAGAGUGCCGACCGAGAGAGCGUUCUCCGAAGCUCCAGAUGAAUUACGUUCUCCAAAGGCUCCCUCUCAGAGACCGGUAGCAUCCGUUGCAGGAACUCGUCGUCCGUCAGUUGGAGAAGCCGAUCCUGCUGUGCUUCUCUCGCCUGGUGCACAAUCUCGAGCUUUGAGGUCCCCAAAGCCGACUUCGAAAGCCCCCUCGAAAGCUGCAAGUCGGGCGGCUUCCCAAAUGAGCCCUGUAGAAGCCUUCAAACCCCUGAAUGGUUUUCAGUCAUUCGGCUUACCACCAUCAGCCGACUAUGCGGCUCCAAUGCCGUCGCAGAGGGCAGCAUCGCAGAAAGCCCAAUCAACUGCAGCUCACUCCCAACGACCAGCAGCAUCUCACAAGGAGCCGUCUGAGUUUGGUACAAUUCCAAAUGAAAUCACUGGCGAUACGGGCUUCAAUCGUGGGGCUCGCGAUGGUGGAAGACAACCGAGUGCAUACAACAAUUAUGAUGCCGGAGGAUAUCCUGAUGAUCGGGUAAACGGAUACGUCAACAAUGCACUCCGCGCAGGAGUAACUACUGUAUCAGGGUCGACACGGACGGGUAGUGCACAGCAGUCACCUAUGCCGUUGCCUCUGCCAGCCCACAUGCACCACAGGAUGCCGAGUAGCUUGGAUUCUCGGAAUUCACGCCCAAAGAUGCAGACAUUAUCGCCCGUUCCGUCCGCCCCGAAUACCUUGCGAACCAAUGGUGAUGAUGCUCUCGCUACUCCAACGCAAUCACGUCCCGAAAGCCCCGAAGCGGAAGAGCUGAAUGACUACGAGACUGAGAUCGUGCAGGGAAUUUUGAGCGCCCGUACCCCGCGAACGUCGAUUGCGCCGUCUGUACUCGCGGAAGAGAUCAAGCGCUCAAACUAUCAUGACGAGGAUCUGUGUAUUCUUCUGCAUGCUGCAGAUGAUCCCUCGCAACACGAUAUUGUCAGGAAGGCGCUGAGGAAGGCGGUUGCUGCUCGCAUCAGGAAACUUGGUUAUAAGAGCGAUAAAGAGAGCAUUAGGCAGUAUCGGAAAAAGUUCCAUAAUCACGAUCCGAGCUGGCAUGCUACGAAUGGUCCAAGUUUCAAUCCAGACGAUCCGCCUGCAUGGGCUCGAGAAAUGAUGGAUCAAUUGCAUUCCAUGGAGAAUCGCGUUGCCGAGCUCGGUCCUCAGAUCGCAAAGCUCAGGAAGUCAGAUGGCUCGCGGACUCGUACACAUACAACAACGUAUCACACUCGGGGAGCGCCUACAACAGAGACUCAAGAUGAGGAAUGGGAACGCACACCUCGAACGCAGACAAUUCCCAUCGGUACACAAAUAACCGGUGCUGACGACUCCAUUUAUAGACAGCCCGAAACGGAGUAUACUAUUCCUGGAGAGUCCAUGGGUCAAGGCACAGCACUUGGACCUUCAGCAACCGAGCAAGACGAAUUCGAAGAUGUUGAAACGGAGAAGAAUGGUCAAGGACGAGUAUAUGUUGACCAGACACCUCGAACCCGUACUACUGAUUUUGCGUCCUCAUACGUACCAAAACGGGCUGAUCUACUUUCGUCAACUGGGCGCGGUGAGUCACCUGGACAGCAGGUACUGGAAGAAGAGUUGUAUCGACUGCGGGCCAAGGACAAACAGGCGCGUUCUACAGCUAUGACUCACCAAAGCUGGGAAUUGCGUCAAGAAAGCGUUGAUGGCCGCCAGGCAUCUCAUGCUGCGGAAUCGGAGAUACCUGACAUUGAGGAGGAAGGGCCUCGAGGAGAGUCUCCGCCUCUUCCACCGAUUCCUGUAGAAGCGCAGGGUGCCGUUAAUGCAGCGGCGGCCAACGCAGCAGACGCACAAUCUGUGAAUAAUGAACGCCAGUGGGAGUAUCAUGAAGCUCCACCAACUCCACCGUGGCAGCGCAUUCACCAGCGGCUUCUCAACUGGGCGAUUGUAUGGCCUAUGAGCGAGCUCGAUAAUGCCUUGGCGAGUACUCAACGUGGAAAUCAGGUGGACGAGGUUGCGUUGAGUGUAUGGUCGGCACAGAUGUACAAACGAUAUGUGCGCCAACAAUUAACGGAAGUUCCACCGGGACGAGUUGACAGGCUGUUCGUCCCACCGAACAUGGCGGAUGCGAUCAACAAUGCAGUAUUCCAUGGACGGCACGGUGAUGCGUGUGGAAUGCUUAGAGACCUCUGGACGCCAUUUGGACUUGAAGGCAUGCCGAGAAUCAUUGUUGUUCUAUGCAAGCACAGAAGCGAUCCCAACCACUGGGUUGCACAUAAAUUCUCCCUACCAGACGGGACUCUCACCACUUAUGAUACCUACCCCGAGAAGUGCCUGCCGGAUGGACGGCCUCUUGGCUGGUGGUUCGCAAUCCGUAUAGCAUGGCCUGGUGCGAUGUAUCCAAGUCCAGACCACCUGAUGCAGAAGAUGGUUCGGUUACAUCGUCCGAUGCAGUUGCCGAUCGAUAACAGUGUUGCCGCGGCGGGCAUUUGGAGGAACUUACUAAUGGGUUCUCGCGCUGAACGUCCUGUUGACCUCGAACGUCUCCGUGAUUUAAUCAAUACUGAAGUUAAGAAUCUACGUCAACGCAAAGAACAGGGCAAGCUCUCCGUCGCUGCUGCCAUCCGACAGAAUUGGAAUUGGGACGAUAUGGCCACGUGAAAGUGAACGAUUCUUCUUCAAUUGGACUUACUGACUUUCUUGAAACUGUUUUGUUUGGCCUUGUCUUUCUCUCCUCCCUCUUCCAACCCCUUUUCCUUUCCCAAUUGUGAAUUCGAUUCGACAACAGCGAAGUUAAGCUUUGAUUACCUGUUUACCCUACUUCUCUGCUCCUAUCGCAGUCGAAGCUUGAUCUAUUCUCUUGCCGCAUCUGAUCGUAGUGUAGAAUCUAAAGUUGCCACAUAUAUGUAAACUUCUCGGACCCUGAUGUCUCCGAAGGUGUGUUGGAGGAUCUGUAUUUU
Messenger RNA from Fomitiporia mediterranea MF3/22, 3993 nucleotides. RefSeq lists its product as uncharacterized. The record is from RefSeq and is a predicted model, not a curated record. Lineage: Eukaryota; Fungi; Basidiomycota; Agaricomycetes; Hymenochaetales; Hymenochaetaceae. The coding region runs from base 1268 to 3694 and encodes 808 amino acids. The transcript has 4 exons.